AUGAUUAACCACAAAUGUUUGACCAAACUUUAUUUAAAGGCUUAUUGCUGCUUCAAGUGCCAGAACCUAGUUGCUUUCCAUGAUGAUAUUGUUUCCAAAGAUUUCCAGGCAAGCAGUGGUAGAGCUUUUCUUUUCUCUCAUGCAAUGAACAUUAGUUUGGGACCCAAAGAAGAUAGACAACUCAUCACUGGUCUUCACACAGUUGCUGAUGUUUAUUGCUCAGAUUGUGGUGAAGAACUUGGUUGGACAUACAUUAAGGCUUAUGAAGAAUCACAGAAGUACAAAGAAGGAAAAUAUGUACUAGAGAAGUUCAAGAUAGUAGUUAGAGGAAGCCAAACAAACCUAGAAAAUUAUUAUGAUGACUGAUUUGAUUCUUCUUGGGUUAAGUCAUUUGAUCCUGAAAUUGUUCAUAGGAUUAUUGUGAAUUUUCUUGGAAAAGUUGAUUCAUUAGAAGUGUGGUGAAUGUAAAUGGAUUUUAAGACCAAUCAAAUUAAGUUGUCAAAUUACAGUUUCUUUAGGUUAUAUUUGAAUAUUGUGUUUGGUCCAUGUGGUUAGAAGAAUGAAUCAAAUAGAAAAUAAACAAAUGACAGAAGGUAAUAGAAGAUCAUACAAGAAUAUUUAUAUGUAAAGUGUUAUUGUAAACAUGAUAUCAGUAGAACACAUUGAUGUUA
This is a messenger RNA of Arachis duranensis, 671 nucleotides long. Its product is annotated as protein yippee-like At4g27745. Lineage: Eukaryota; Viridiplantae; Streptophyta; Magnoliopsida; Fabales; Fabaceae. The record is from RefSeq and is a predicted model, not a curated record. The transcript has 3 exons. Bases 1 to 366 code for a protein of 121 amino acids.